CCGUCCGUGCGGCCUGCCUGUCCCCGGCUCAUCAUCAGUCGUAUUUAUUGAGCGCUUACUGUGUGCAGAGCACUGGACUAAGCGCUCCUCCCCGGCUCCCCCGCGGCCAUGGUGCGCAGCGGGCUAAGGCUGCAGAAGCAUGGAAACUUCAUCGAUAACCUGAGACUCUUCACCCAAGGAGGAACUGGGGGGAUGGGUUACCCGCGAUUAGGCGGAGAAGGUGGGAAAGGGGGUGAUGUAUGGGUUGUGGCCCAGAAGGGAAUGACCUUGAAGAAAAUAAAAGACCUGUAUCCCCAAAAACGGUUCGUGGCAGAAAGAGGAGCGAACAGUCAGGUUCGGGCAUUGAAAGGUCAGAAAGGAAAGGACCGAGCCAUCCCUGCCCCUGUGGGCAUUUCAGUAACCGAUGAAAACGGCAGAGUUAUUGGAGAACUCAACAAAGACAAAGACAAAGUUCUAGUUGCUCAGGGAGGUCUUGGUGGCUGCUUGUUUUCAAAUUUCCUACCCCUGAAAGGCCAGAAAAGGAUUAUUAUCCUUGAUCUAAAGCUGAUAGCCGAUAUAGGCCUAGUGGGAUUCCCAAAUGCUGGGAAAUCUUCUUUGCUGAGUAAGGUGUCACAUGCCCACCCUGACAUUGCAGAUUAUGCGUUUACCACAAUAAAACCUGAAUUGGGGAAGAUCAUGUUCCCAGACUACAAGCAGAUCUCAGUGGCCGAUCUUCCGGGUUUGAUUGAAGGAGCGCACAUGAACCUAGGGAUGGGUCACCGGUUCCUCAAGCACGUGGAGAGGACGAAGCAGCUGCUCUUUGUUGUUGACGUCUCUGGAUUUCAGCUCUCGUCCUAUUCUCCGUUCAGAACUGCCUUUGAAACGAUCGCUCUGCUCACCAAGGAGCUGGAGCUGUACCAGGAGGAGCUCCAGACAAAGCCCUCACUUCUUGUGAUAAACAAAAUGGAUUUGCCAGACGCUGAAGAGAAAUGUGAAGAGCUUCUGAACCAGCUGAAGGCUCCCAAAGAAUUUCUGCACUCAAUGGAGAGGGACAUGGUGCCCACAAAACUUCCAGACUUCAAGCACAUCGUGCCAGUGUCGGCCCUGAUGGGUGAAGGGAUAGAAGAGCUGAAGGUCUGCAUCAGGAAAUCUCUUGACGAAGAGGCCAGUGAGGGCCAGGAAGAUGACCACGCAGACAGAUUCCAUAAUUUACAGGCGACAAAAUGAGUAUUUAGAGCCGCGUCGUGUGGACCCACCCCAGCCAGGACAACUGGCAAGGCUGUAAAGUGAAUCUGGCUGAAUCGUGACCGUCGCUGUUGAUGUUGACACUGGUGUAUUUUUUUUUGCAGGCCAGUGGGGCAAUCUCUGAUAACUGAUCAUUGCUCCUUGACACAUGUUCUUAAUCAAAACUUCCUCUGGGCUAAAGGAACCCAUCCUUGAGCUAGAGGUGGAAGCAAUAAGUCAAUCACUGGUAUUUAUUGAGUGCUUACUGUGAACAGAGCACUGUACUAAGCACUUGAGAGAGUACAAUAAU
Messenger RNA from Tachyglossus aculeatus (Australian echidna), 1513 nucleotides. It is a transcript of the gene GTPBP10, whose product is annotated as GTP binding protein 10. Gene Ontology annotation, cellular component: mitochondrion. The coding region runs from base 109 to 1206 and encodes 365 amino acids. Gene Ontology annotation, molecular function: GTP binding; GTPase activity; magnesium ion binding. The record is from RefSeq and is a predicted model, not a curated record. Lineage: Eukaryota; Metazoa; Chordata; Mammalia; Monotremata; Tachyglossidae. The transcript is spliced from 10 exons.